Kluyveromyces lactis is the source of this 1032-nucleotide messenger RNA. It is a transcript of the gene INP1, whose product is annotated as Inp1p. Gene Ontology annotation, cellular component: extrinsic component of intraperoxisomal membrane. Lineage: Eukaryota; Fungi; Ascomycota; Saccharomycetes; Saccharomycetales; Saccharomycetaceae. The record is from RefSeq and is a predicted model, not a curated record. The transcript has a single exon. Gene Ontology annotation, biological process: peroxisome inheritance. Bases 1 to 1032 code for a protein of 343 amino acids.
AUGGCCAUUAUGGGAUCACCAAAGAAGAAAUCUUCCGGCCCUUUCCAAUCACUGAAGAAUUCGUUUCUGCGAAAUAAGGGACAGCCACCACAACUGCAACCCUGGAAUCCUCAGGUAAGAACUGAUAACACUAAAAGGAAAUCUGUACAGAGGACAACUUUGUUCCGUCAUGACUAUGUGAAGGUGCGAAGUUGGCCGUCCGAUAAUCCAAAAAACAUCAAUGUAAUACUGAGCAAGACUAGCUUCGAAAUAUAUGAAAUAGAUAUGGGAAACUCGAAAGAACGGAUGAAUUACUUGAGUUUAGGUAAAAAAGAUCAGUUUGUGCAUCCAAUUCUGCCGAAACUAAAGGUUGGAAGGGUACCGUCGGAUCAAAAACAAGAAUUUAAAAUCAUCAUUUCCCUAUUCAAUCCGGAAAGAUUCUGGGAAGUCACAUUUUUAUCCAUUAACCACGGUCGCGUACCUCGUAAAGUUAUCAACGACCUUGAGCAAGUGCUAUCCAAAAUUUGUCAGUAUAACAACAAAGAUCCUGACAAUGCUUCACUAAAAGACACUAAGAAUGAUACGAAGGCGAUACCCUCGCCGAAGAUUGACAUCCUCGAAGAAGUGGAUGAUUUGGAGUAUCUAUUGGCUGAGAAUGUUCCUGACCAGGAGCAGAUACCAGAAGCAGAAAGUCUGGAACUAAAUGAAUCAUCAACCAUAUCUUCCAUCAGUAUGGAACACUCACUAGUACAGUCUGGAGAUGUCGUAAAUAAGACAUUCAAACAAGCAUUAGGAAGAAUAAAACCCAUUGACUUUAACACAAGAGCAGAAAGCAGUAGGUACAAAAGGUUCAGCUCUUUUCACUCUGCAUUUUUAGAUGUUCCUCGCAUAAGCGCAGAAUAUCAACAUUCUUUACAAGAUAAAAGACGGUCGAUCAGUGUUCCGACUGCAAUUGAUUACAAGUCUGUUUCCAAUCACGACAUGAGAAAGGGUGUUGAUUUUGACAAGGUAAGUUGGAUGGAUGUCACAUUCGAAGAUUUUCCGGAGAUAUGA